AUGGAAAAAAAUAAAAAAAAUAAAGAAGAGUGGUGUAUAAGCGUGCCUUGGGGUAAAUUGGCGGGUUUAUCAUGGGGCAGCCAGAGCAAUCCACCCGUGCUGAUGGUGCACGGACUCAUGGAUUCAGCGGCUACCUUCAUACCCAUAGCAGAAAUAUUACCCGACAACUUCUUCUAUGUCGCUAUGGAUUUUCCAGGACACGGAAAGUCGGACCCGUUCGCUCACGGGAUCCCUGUCAGCAUCACACACCAGGUGGAAGCCAUCAGACAGCUGGUGAAGCAUAUGAAUUGGAAGAGCUUCAUCAUCAUCUCACAUUCGAUGGGCGUAUUGACCACGUGUCUGUACAAUGCUGCGUUCCCGCAUCAGAUAUCGAAGAUGGUAAACCUGGAGCCAACGAAAGCCAUUUACAUAUUGGCACUUACAUUCGGAGAUUUCCCAUUCUGGAAAUAUAAUUUAUAUGAGAAUUAUUACAGCAAUUUGUCCAAGUCCAAGCACGUAUCGGAAUACACUUACGAAGAAGCUCUGGAUAUAAUACAACGCGAGCGGAAUGUUAAAAGGGAUUACGCUGAGAUUCUCUUAUCAAGAAGCUUGGAGAAAACUGGUGGUGGUAAAUAUAGGUUCACUUGGGACUUUUCUGUAAAGAGACCCGUUUUAGUGCCUUUCGAUGAAGACACGCUCUGCUCAUUUUUCGCCCUGCACGCUCCGCCUAUGUUAAACACUAUCGCAUCUGAUCCUCAAAUCGUGGGUCCAUGGAUAAAAAUCGGUGAAGCAAUUAUUGAACGAUUACAAAAAACCAUUCCUUUUUUUAUAACGGUUCCAUAUACGGGAGGCCAUAAUCAUCAUGUCAUACAGCCAAAAGAUUUUAUAAAUGAAAUUAUCGACUUCCUAAAUACAGAUUAUGUAAAAUCGAAACUGUAAAUGAAAAAUUGUAUAGAGUUUUGAUUGUAUAUUUAAUAAGUUGUUUCUCCUAAUUAAUAAACCAUAAUAAAUGUAAUCGGAAUGCAAGUAGUCGCCAUUGUAUUCUGUCAGCCGGUUUUUUCCCACACUUU
Messenger RNA from Zerene cesonia (dogface butterfly), 1049 nucleotides. Its product is annotated as serine hydrolase-like protein. The record is from RefSeq and is a predicted model, not a curated record. Bases 1 to 918 code for a protein of 305 amino acids. Lineage: Eukaryota; Metazoa; Arthropoda; Insecta; Lepidoptera; Pieridae. The transcript is spliced from 6 exons.